Messenger RNA from Ananas comosus (pineapple), 1553 nucleotides. RefSeq lists its product as uncharacterized. Gene Ontology annotation, cellular component: plasma membrane. Lineage: Eukaryota; Viridiplantae; Streptophyta; Magnoliopsida; Poales; Bromeliaceae. The transcript has a single exon. The record is from RefSeq and is a predicted model, not a curated record. The coding region runs from base 138 to 920 and encodes 260 amino acids.
UCCUUUUACUUUUUUUUUUUUUUACGUCUAUAAAGAAAAAAAAAACCACACUCUGUCUCUAACUCCAGCUCCCGUAACCUUUAUCUCUCUCCUCGUUUCUUCGUUCCAAAGUCUUUCUCUUCCGCACUUCUCCUCCGAUGCCUCCACUCUCCACCCCAACCCAAACCCCUCUCGCUCCCAAGCCAACGAAGCCUCCUCCGCCGCAUCCGCCAUUGCCGCCGCCUCCUGCUGCGAUGGCGGCGGCGGCGGCGGCGGCGAUGGCGGAGGAGGAGCUCCCUCUCCGGCCGAGCAAGCAUCAACUCCUCCGCCACCGCCGCCGCACCAACCCCCUCGUCUGGUGCUUCGCCAUACUCUGCUUCCUCUUCAGCCUCCUCCUCAUCUUCGCCGGGAUCCUCAUCCUCGUUGUCUUCCUCCUCAUCAAGCCCCGGAACCCCCAAUUCCACGCCUCCGCGGCGUCCCUGAACGGGAUCUACAUCGACUCCCCCCCAACCCUCGCCCCCUCCGCCCCCGGCUACUACUACCUCAACGGCGACCUCACCCUCCUCGCCAACAUCUCAAACCCUAACCCCCACAUCGACGUCGCGUUCCGGUACCUCAGCGUCGAGCUCUACUUCCGCGACCGGCUCAUCGCGGCGCAGGGGCUGGCGCCGUUCGCGCAGCGGCGCGGGGAGGCGAGGGUCGCGUCGCUGCACAUGGUGACGAGCGAGGUGGGGCUCCCGCGGGAGCUCGCCGCGGCGAUGGCGGAGGAGGUGAGGAGGGGUAGGGUUUCGUACAUCGUGCGCGGGACCUUCAAGGUGCGGGCGAGCCUAGGGUUUGGUCACCUGACGUAUUGGGUGUACGGGAGGUGCGACAUCGACCUCUCGCCGCCCCCCAGCGGGGUGUUGUUGGCCAGCAGCUGCAGCACUAAGCACUCAUUCUAGGUUGGUUCUGUUUCUUCCUGUGAUCUCGUCUCCAAUCACUAUCACACUCUCUCUCUCUCUCUCUCUCUCUCUCUCUCUCUCAGAGGUUUUUUAUAAGUCUGAGCACGAGCUGAUUAUUUUUUUUAAGGUUUCUUCAGCAAUUUAUUUUUCAAUGUUGGAUAAAUUAUUAUUGCUCACAUUUUGUGCAUCCAUGUAUUUGCGCAUUAUUUAUCUUACAUUUCGUAUUUUCAAAUUUAUCGAUUCAUUUUUCCGGAUAAUGUUACGCCUGCCAAGUAUAAUUAGGAGGAUUAGGAGUAGAUUAAUGGAGGUUAGGAGAGUAAUAAGCAAUAAAGCAGGAAGAUGAAGGCUUAGCUUUAUCUCUGCAUCAUGCCGGGGGUUGAGAAGCUUCGACCUUCAAAAGUGGCGCUGGGAGUCGGCUCAGAAGUGAAGCGCGGAAAGGGAAAAAGAGAGCGAUUAGGGCGAGGAAGAAGAAGGGCGAACUGGCAGGAUUUCGAGGGCGAAUGUGCGAACCAACAAGGCACCCUAUUAGUUCGGGUGUUUGGGGCGGUUGGGCAAGUGUCGGCCCAGUAUGCUACCAAGUGAAGAUCCAGAUCUACACAGCCCAAACCACAAGCUGUGGGCCACUGCUGAAGG